CGCCAUUGGUAUCUUCCACCGCAGAGAACGACCUUCCAUCUGACAAUUCCCUUUUUCUAUUUGGUUCUCUUUUGUUUCUCCCUCCCUCUUGCAUUCCGUUCCGCCAUCCCCAUUUUGGCACCCAAACAAAAAAGAUCCUUGAUUUAUUGAGUUUCAGAGCUGAAAUCAAGACCCACCCAGAUCAGCUGUGGUGGUAGAGCCUGUGGGAAUCGAGAAUGGGGGUAACUAAAAGUGGAGUUCUGCUUUUUCUAGCUCUGGUAUUGCUGAGCCAGCUGGUUGUGAAUGGGGAUGAGUCCAAUACGAAGACUCUGGUGAAGUACAAGAAGGGGAAGAAGCUUUGUGACAAAGGGUGGGAAUGCAGGGGAUGGUCCCAAUACUGCUGUAAUCUGACUAUCACUGAUUACUUCCAGACCUACCAGUUUGAGAAUCUCUUCUCCAAGCGUAACUCGCCUGUAGCACACGCAGUAGGUUUCUGGGAUUAUCAUUCUUUCAUCGCUGCUGCUGCGCUUUUUGAGCCAUUGGGCUUCGGCACCACCGGUAACAAGACCAUGCAGAUGAAAGAAAUUGCAGCUUUCCUGGGUCACGUCGGUAGUAAAACUUCUUGUGGUUAUGGAGUGGCCACCGGAGGACCUUUGGCCUGGGGUCUUUGUUACAAUCACGAAAUGAGUCCUAGUCAGUCAUACUGUGAUGACUAUUUCAAGUACACCUACCCUUGUGCUCCUGGUGCCCAAUAUUAUGGACGUGGUGCCCUGCCUCUCUACUGGAACUACAAUUAUGGCGCUGCUGGAGAAGCUUUGAAAGUAGAUCUACUAAAUCAUCCAGAAUACGUAGAGCAGAAUGCAACCCUCGCCUUCCAGGCUGCAAUUUGGAGGUGGAUGACUCCAAUCAAGAAGGCACAACCUUCUGCCCAUGAGGCCUUUGUUGGCACCUGGAAGCCCACCAAGAAUGACACGUUGGAGCAUCGGGUUCCUGGUUUUGGCACUACAAUGAACAUUCUAUACGGUGAUGGUGUAUGUGGGAAAGGCGACGUUGACUCCAUGAACGACAUCGUUUCCCAUUACCUGUAUUAUCUCGACCUGCUGGGUGUGGGCCGUGAGGAUGCAGGGCCCCAUGAAUUGCUAACUUGUGCUGAGCAGGUUCCUUUCAACCCAUCCUCUCCUGCUGCCACUGCAUCUUCUUGAUCUCGUGGCUGUUUGGAGUAAGUAGCAUAUGGUGGUGCUGUGCCAAUCCCGUGAGAAGUGGGGGGCCAAUAAAGAGUUCUUAAAUUGCAAGUAUACGAUAUGUUCAACUGUACUCAAGUGUGUGAAUUCUUUUGUUGCUGUGUAGAAGUAUAAAACUCUGUAUCGUUAAAUUAUACGUGAAAAUUCUGGAUGUGGUAUA
Neltuma alba is the source of this 1380-nucleotide messenger RNA. Its product is annotated as chitinase-like protein 1. The transcript has 3 exons. The record is from RefSeq and is a predicted model, not a curated record. Gene Ontology annotation, molecular function: chitinase activity. Gene Ontology annotation, biological process: cell wall macromolecule catabolic process; carbohydrate metabolic process; chitin catabolic process. The coding region runs from base 216 to 1181 and encodes 321 amino acids. Lineage: Eukaryota; Viridiplantae; Streptophyta; Magnoliopsida; Fabales; Fabaceae.